Molecule: messenger RNA, 4333 nt
Organism: Neolamprologus brichardi
Lineage: Eukaryota; Metazoa; Chordata; Actinopteri; Cichliformes; Cichlidae
Source: RefSeq, a predicted model, not a curated record
CUUCAGUGGAGGCUUUUCCAGGAUUUACAAAGAGCUUGUUGGGGUCCCAGAAAUAUUUUAGGUUUUCUCAUUUUUUUAGGCAAAUACUAGCCAAAUAUUUUUUUUCAAAGGCAGAUCCUAGCUUUACUGGUCAUAUGCCUCAGAGCGCAUGCGUGACGGUUUCACCUUUUGUUGACCUGUUAAUGCAUCCUGAAUAAACAAUCUUGGACACUACAGCCGCGCAACACUAAAACUUAAUUACAUUAUGCCAGAAAAGGACAACUCUCCCCAGACGGAAGUCUUCCCUGCUAUCAGAUUUAAAGCUCUUGACUAUGUUUUUGAGGCCAGCACCAGUCUGAAAGUCAUGAUGAACCUGCUGGCUCUACCAACACCUUACCUGACAAGUGCCAGUGACCUGUAUCCACAUAGUGGAAAGCUGCUUGAAGACACCUACAGGAAACCGUGGGUCAGAGGACAGGUGAUCUCCACUUGCAGACUUAAUGUCGGUGGCUCUCUCCUUGAUAAUCUGAGAGAAAAAAAUCCACCAGUAAAUUCAACAGAAAGAUUUGAUGUGAAAGAUGAGGUGGAGGUGAUACCCAGCUCUAAUCCUGACUCACUUCAGGAUUUAGAUGAAGAUUUGUAUGUUCCCCUUUUAAAAGACUCACAGACUGACGGUCCAUGUCAGGAAUCGUUUUUUAAGCAGACACCUGACGAGAUCAAGGAUAAGAGUGAAGACCUCUUCUUGCCCGAAGAGCUCAUUCCAGUCGAUCACCUGGCAGAGUUUAAGAGACAUUUGCCUACACUGAGAGUCAAGUUGUCCAGAUUGAGGAUGCUUCCUGUAGCUGACCCGCUGCUGAGCUCAUCGGGAAAUCCCAUCUCAGAAGACAACAUGUUCAGCUGUUUCAAGCACUGUGCAUCUUAUGAAAAACCGGCAGAUGUGGACACCACUAAUGUUCAGACAUGCGUAGACAUUCAAGAGGAGUUUGUUAAACAGCCACUCACGAAUGGAGAGUUUCUGCUGUUGCCUGCUGUAGUGGAGACUCUUCAGCUAAGCACAGAAAAUUUCACAAGGUUUUCAAGCAUCUGCAGUCAUGUGAAUGUUUCCACUGAGCUGAUGGACGAGGAGAUUCCAGUCCUAGAUGUGCUUCAAAAAGCUUCCCUUUCAAAUCCUUCGGUGGAUAUUUCCAAGUUUGAUGUACCAGAUGAAGCCAGUGAAGAAACCAAGAUGAAUGGAGGCCUGAUUGAGUCAGAUUUUGCAGGAUGUGCGGUGCUUCCCACUGAAAUGGAGCUGGAGUUGACUCUCACCCCGACUCCCCUGAAAAGUCAAACUGACAUCUGUCUGUCCACCUCUGAGCUCAAGAAGGAAGAGAUGUCUCCUUGUUGCAGAAUAUCUUUGGUGUCGCCGAGAGCUCAGAAAGAGAUGAAGGCGGUACUUUGGAAGGCAGAGAAGCACCUGAACUUUGUGGUGGGCUUUCUGUUGUCAGAGCCUCAAAUGUAUGAACCAGCUGUUGACUUCCAGCCUCUGUGGGAAGCCUUAAAAGUUAUCAAACUAGAGAAAGAAAGUUUCAUAAGCGCUGCUGACAAACUGCAGUCCGAGAUGGAGACGGGAGUCCCGCAGUUAUCUUUGUGCUGCUGCGACUUCACAGAGAGUAUGAAGUCUGACCUUCCCUCCAUCAAAGAUGAAACUGGAGAAGACUUAAGUAAACUGCCACCUGAACAUGUGGAGGUCGACUCCUUUCUAUUGAGCACCACAGCUGAAACUCUUCUCCAAAAGAAAACCACUGUUGAUUCAUCUCCGAAUGCCUCCCAGAUGCCUGCGUUCAACACAGUGAAUAAAGAUGUAAAAUCAGCUCCUGUCACCAGCACCAAAUAUGAUAUUGGUGGCAAGACGUUUUCAGAAGUUGCAAGCUGGUCUUCAGCUCAUAAAAAAGACAUCAGCAGACAAGGACAUGACUGUCAGAUGGAGCUGAGUGCAAACAUUUCUGAGGAGGCUGUCGCCUCCACACUGAAUACUAGAGAUGAUGACAGAGGUUUGCUGUUGGCAAGAAAUCCACCAGAGCUGGACCUUGACCCCCUGGCCACCUUCAUGAUGCUUAGGUCUCAGCAGAUCGCUCCUGUUUCUGCAUCACCUCAGAGCUCAGGCAGCACUGCAGCACGUGGGGUGAACCACCAAGCACUAUUAUCAGAGCUGCAGCCUUCUCCAGUGCAGAGUCAAACACUGGACGUGAGGCCAGGAAAUUCAAACAGAGAGGAAGAACCUGCUAAUCAGUGGAUGGGUCAACUCAGUGGAAAAUCACAGCAAAGACGGGACAGCCAAGUAGUUAAGAUCAAACCUACAGACAGCCAGCAGCGAGCCUACUGUGAGCUGCUGGCCUUCGCUCAGCCUUGUCUGAGCUCUGCCAGACAGCUGGGGCUCAACUUCCCAGGAUGUGGAGACUUCAGCAGCCUGGCACCAGACCAAACUCACUUCCUUCUCAAACAACAGGAGAGAGCACUCUGCAGGGUCCCUGCACAGACUGCAGAACUGAUCAAAGAUCAGGAAGCGCUUUUCAACCUUGCAGCUCUGAUUCAUGUGCUGGUGACAUUUAAGGAGCUGCUGCUGAAGUGCGACCUCAGUACGGGUUUGGAGUACCUGACAAAGGCAGCUAAGGGAUGUGCAGAGCAGAGUCUGCAGCAGCUGCUGAAGAGGCUGCACAUCAUCCUCUACCUCAGUCAGAAAAAUCAGGAGUCCAGCCUCAAACUGCAGGAGCUCCAGCACCGGGUGGCUGAGUGGCUGAACAGCAGUAAAGGACAGAACACCACAGAUAAAAUUCUUGUUAUCGUAUCAGUUCACUGUGAUAGUAGCAGAUCAACAAUAAUCAACAGCUUGAACCAGGUGACAGGCGCGACUGCAGUUUGUCCGGAGCAGGACAAGAUAAAGCUCAAUGGUGCAAGUGUAGUCAGCAGCAUGCAUGAUAGUGUGUGCGUGGUGGUGUAUGAACAGGAUAUUGGCCCCGACUUCCCCUGGACCUGUUUCUCUCUAGUCGUGGAGUACGACCAUCCGGGCCAGUCUCCAUGGUCUGCAAUCUGUAGGGAGAGGAGCAUCAACCACUUAACGUUCAACACCACCGUCUCUGAUGCAGAGAAUAUCUUGUGGUGCCUGGAGGACAACGUGCCGUAUGUGUUGUUUGUGACGGAGGGACUUAUUAACUAUCCACUGCUACUGCAAACACUCGAGUCAGAGUUCAAUGUGAUGGUGCUGGAGAGGAGCCACUGUCCCUCCCUGAAGAGGCUCGGAGGGAUCCACAAUUACACUCUCAUCACAGUGGAUGAAAGCACCGCCAUCGUCAUUCAGCUUCAGGAAGAAGCAUGUUUGUCACAGUUCCCUUGCAUUAACCCCCUGGUUGGACAGCUGAUGCUGAGCAGAGUGCCAUCCUUUGAGUGGCUCCUGGGGGCCUCAUUGUGUCAGCUGAAGGAGCUGCUUCCUGAGGUGCCACAUAAAGUGCUAAAGCUCUUCAGUGACACGACCUCCCUGUAUCCACUGGCAGCAGAUCCAAAAGACCGUCAAACUUUGACCACUGAGACAAACCAACAAAGCAGCUCACAGACUCACACUGGGGAUUAUGAAUGCAUGAAGUCCCCCCAUCCAGACCUUCUCUGUAGCAACCAGAACACUAGCUUCCUGUUCGAGACUCCACAGGAGAGCUUCUACCCAAUAUUCGAGGAUGGCAACUCAGAUUUCAAACUUGAUCUGAGUGAUACUUUUGGCAGUUCAGAUGUUUGUUUCCAGGGAAGUUGGAACAUCAAUGAUCCAUGGAGAGAGGAUGGGAAGAUCUCUGGCUGGAGGAGCAUAGCUGGAGCAGUGGGGAGGGUUGUUGAAAGAUCAGUCAAUGAGUGGACACACAAGACUCCGCUAAACUAUUACACCACUUCUUCACACCCUGCUGACAGCCCACUCAAACUGGACUCUACCUUCAGUUACAGUACCAACCUGCAGCAGCCAGCCAGCCCCCAAACGUCCACAUACCCUACACUCUACAAGGACUUUAAUUCUCCCAUUCAGCACAUCACCUACAGUCUUAGCACACCUACAGGUAUCCUGUGGGGUCAUGAUCACGUUGGUGGAGGGAUGACAUCACUUUUAGCCAACUACGGCUCCAGAUGCUGGGCAGGACAGGAGAGGAAGAGGAACAGAGAGGCUGCAGGCUUGAUUGGAUCAGUGUUGUCACCAUCGAAGAAGGGAAGGCUGAGCUAUGAGAGGGUGCCCGGCAGAGGUGAUGGACAGACGAGGCUUAAAUUGUUUUAGAAAAGAAUCGGAGAAGGAAUAAAAAAAUAUUAAAAUGCAUUAAAACAUUAAAAGUUCAGUCAUGGCAUA